AUGCUCAAAAUUUAUCCCCUCGCAACUCCGAAGAAUUAUUACUGCCAUAUAGGAAAACUGAAGGCAACUGCUGAUCUCAGAUACUUCGAUAUCCCUCCUGAGGAAGUGGUGCCAGCUUUGGGAGAGGCUUCACGAAUGAUUGGAGUGAAGUUGACGUAUGGACGAUUUCGAGGGAAAAGCUUGGCCUCUCUGGGAGCAUUGAAGAGGACCGAGCCUCUCUGUGAUAGCACGGUUGUCCAAUAUCAUGGUUACUUAUCCGGCCGAGACAACAACAAAUUGUUUUAUUGGUUUUUCGAAUCUCGUGACGCAUCACGAGAAAGUCCAACCUUGAUAUACUUCCAAGGAGGCCCCGGUGCCAGUAGCCUCUUCUCGGCCGUAUCGGGCAAUGGUGGCCCCUGUGUUGUUAACGAUGAUGGCGAAAGUACUUCAAUGAAUGAGUUUUCGUGGAAUACCAAAGCGAAUGUUAUGUACCUCGAACAACCGGCUGGAGUCGGUUUCAGCAAAGGAACUCCUCCAACAAACUCUGUGAAAGCAGCUGAUUCGACGUAUCUCGCCCUCAUCGAAUUCUUCCGUUCGCGACCCAAGUACAACACACGAGUCUUCCUAGCCGGCCAAUCCUUUGCUGGUAUGAUUAUACGCGCUCAGGCUUGA
This is a messenger RNA of Perkinsus marinus ATCC 50983, 651 nucleotides long. RefSeq names its product lysosomal protective protein precursor, putative. Lineage: Eukaryota; Perkinsozoa; Perkinsida; Perkinsidae. Gene Ontology annotation, biological process: proteolysis. The record is from RefSeq and is a predicted model, not a curated record. The transcript has 6 exons. Gene Ontology annotation, molecular function: serine-type carboxypeptidase activity. Bases 1 to 651 code for a protein of 216 amino acids.